AUGACGGAUGACUUGGGCUCAUCCGGAAUGGAUGGUGCCCCUGGUCCUGAAACGCGCCCGCGUCGCAGGGCGGUCGCAGUGAGGGGAGGAGCUUCUGCCCGUACCCCUAUUGUGGCGAGGUACUCGCGCCGUGAGGAUUCGGCCUCGCCAAGCUCUCGCAACUCAUCUGUCUCAAGGAGUACGACCCCGAUUCCUAGGGGGAACUAUGGGUUAGGGAGCGCGACGGCUGAGCUUAGGGCGGCAGAGGAGGAGACGAGGGAGAGCGGAUUGAGUCGGUUCCUCCGGGACCGCGUGGUGGGGCGGGCGGCCCAUACUACGGUCUUAGACCCAGAGGAGGAGAUGGCGAGUGAGGAGUCUUGCCGAGAGGACCCCACCAAGCUCGGCACACAGGAGCUGCGGGCUUGGGCGGGAAGGAGCACGGCGUCCAUCAUACAGUUGGCUACCAAGUCCAGCCAUCUGAAAGGGACGUACGUGAAGAAGUUCAAGGAGGCGGCCUCGGAACUCCAGGCCAUAGUGGAAGCCCUCACCAAGCGGAACGAGGCCGAGGAAACCCGCCGUCUGCAGGCGGAUAACAACCGCCUCCGCUCUGAAUUGGAGAUAAUCAGGGCGGAGCAGAAGGCGUAUCGGCGGGACUUCACUGAAAUGAAGACCGCGAUGGCCAAGGAGGCAGCGAGGGAGGCCUCGAAGAUGGCAGCUGAGGGAGCUUCGGCGAAGAAAGCGGCAACGGGUGCGCCACCUGCUUCGGCCCUGCAGGCGGAUGUCCUGGAGGAGUUAAAAGCCUCCAUAGUGGCCGCAGUUGGGAGGAUGUUGGACGCCCGUUUUGCAGGGAUUGAGGAGCGCCUUCUUCCUGAAAGGGUCGUCCGCCCACCGCUGUCCUCAGACAGAAGGGGCCCGGCUCCUCCCCGUACGGCUGGAGCUCCACAGGCAGGUCGGGGCCUCUCGGGCGGCCUCGGAGCGAGCCCGGCCUCAGCGUCGCCUAAGGCACCCCCGGCGACGGCGGGCCCCAGCCGAGCAGCGCCGCAGGAAGAAACCUGGUCGGAGGUGGUGACCCGAAAAAACAGGGCCAAAAAGACUCCCACCAGCAAUCUCCCGACGGCAACACCGAAGAACCCUUCCGCGGCGGCCGCUAAGCCCAAGCCAAAGCCCAACCUGGCCCCGCCCAAGACUGCAGCCGUAGUAAUUACCCUGGCUCCAGAGGCGGCCAGGAAAGGCGUGACUUACGCUCAGGUCUUGGAGCAGGCGGAGAGAAGGGUAAAUCUGGAGGAGCUUGGCAUUGGCGCGGGGAUGCGGAUUCGCCGCUCUGCCACCGGGGGCAGGCUACUGGAGUUGCCUAAAGAACAAACUCAGGACCAGGCUGAGGUGCUCGCGGAACGUCUCCGAAUAGCAUUGGAGGGAGUGGCGGAGGUCGUCCGCCCUACGAAAACGGUGACACUCCGUGUUACCGGGUUGGACGAUUCUGCCACGGCCGUUAAGGUUGCGGAGGCGGUGGCUCGGGCAGGGGGCUGCUCGCUCACCACGGUUAAGGCAACUCAGGUGCAGACGGGCUCCUUGGGAACUGGCUGGUCCACUGUCUACUGCCCAGUGGACGCGGCCAAAAAGGUCUGCGAUGCCGGACGCCUGCUGGUGGGCUGGAGCUCAGCAGGAGUCCAGGCGCUGGAGCACCGCCCUCUCCGCUGCUCAGGUGCAUGGGUAUGGGACACACGGCGUCUUUGUGCCCCUCCAAAACCGACCGGAGCAAGAUGUGCUACCGGUGUGGAGAGGAGGGCCACAGGCACGUAG
Messenger RNA from Pararge aegeria (speckled wood butterfly), 1779 nucleotides. RefSeq names its product translation initiation factor IF-2-like. NCBI's taxonomy places the organism in Eukaryota, Metazoa, Arthropoda, Insecta, Lepidoptera, Nymphalidae. Bases 1 to 1779 code for a protein of 592 amino acids. The transcript has a single exon. The record is from RefSeq and is a predicted model, not a curated record.